Molecule: messenger RNA, 1428 nt
Organism: Hypoxylon trugodes
Lineage: Eukaryota; Fungi; Ascomycota; Sordariomycetes; Xylariales; Hypoxylaceae
Exons: 4
Coding region: 1-1428 (475 amino acids)
Source: RefSeq, a predicted model, not a curated record
AUGACUUCGGCGGUUCAGUCACACAUUCGGAUCUUCCCAUCAGCCAAAGCGAGCCCAAGUCCUUACACCGAAGUCGAUGAUGAGAGGAGCUCCCUAAACAUUUCGAUUCCUUCAGCGGCAGAGCUAGAACGCACAGUCCAAUCAACCCUCGAACCCGAAUGGAACACCAGAUUCAAGCUCAGUACCGCCGUCAUCGCUGUCAUGAGUUGCUACCGUAUGGCGCUUAAGGCAGUAAUUGAGUCGUGUAUCAGCCAGGGUGCUUGGAUCUGGGUAUCAGGAUUCCGCAAAGGAAAGGUGGAAGCCAAGCUGGAAGACUUCAAGAUGUUCGAUGAAGCCGCGACAGGACUGCAUUUAGCGUGCGUUGGAGCCGCCAUCAUGAUCCUCGCCCAGGGAUUCGAGACAUUUUCAUCGGCGAUGAUUAGUUUCGAUGAAGAGAAUGCGCCAUUGUUGAAUGGGAGCAAUGCCAAUGCUUCAUUAGCCCCGCCACCCCCCAGGGCCGAGACGUGGCAUCACGGCUUUUCGAGGAGCGCGGCUAGUGAUUUGUCCUUGAGCCUUUCCACAAAGGCCGCGAUUUAUGAGGGAAUCAUAUCUAGCGCCAUACCAACGGCCCCGGUGUCUUGUUCGGGGACAGCUUGCAUAUGGCCGCCUUUUCCUACGUUAGGUGUAUGCGGGAAUUGCACCGAAUCCGCCAUUAAGUUAUCUUGCGAUACGAAGAAUGACUGUAAUUUUACCAUGCCAUCGGGUACCUCAAUACUCAAGCAAAGUUCUGCCAGUCCCGACCUAGAUUUUAUCGUUGCGCCCUCCAACGGCAUCAUGGGCAUUUUCAACUCAGAUCCAAAAGCAUUGUUUUCAAUAUUCGAUAUUAUGUCCAUAUCGCAAAACUCUUCAGGAAUCGAAGCCCAAGCCCACGAAUGCGCCCUAUGGUUCUGCCUUCAAAACCUCAACAUUUCAGUUGGAAACGGCAUUCAACAAAGCGAUAUGUUAACAAAUUGGUCCAAGACUGAAUUAUCCACAAAAUUUGAUGCAAAUUCUGGUGAAUUUACGUUUGUGGAUAUCCCGCCAGAGCUUCAUGUUCGGAAUCAGACUCGCUACUCCGUUCCUGAGGAUUCAAUCCACGCAUUAAAGAAUUUUAUGAACUCGCUGAUGUCGGGUAGCGCAUUGGAGACUGCUGGAGUAGUGAAGUAUUCAUCCGAUUGGAUCGAAGCCGUACGGAACGCGACGCCGGACCUAGAUGACUGGGUAGCAAGACUUGCACUCAGUAUAACCAAUCAUAUUCGGCAAACCGGAGACUCCGAUGAGGAACAAACACUUGAAUACGUUGGGACACCGUACGUCAUGGCCUCCCACGUUCGGGUUAACUGGCUUUGGAUUAUCUAUCCGUUGACAUUAAUGGUCUUGGCCUUUUGUUAUCUCGCACAGACAGUGUAG